Rotaria sordida is the source of this 1830-nucleotide messenger RNA. The record is from the annotation of a GenBank genome assembly. NCBI's taxonomy places the organism in Eukaryota, Metazoa, Rotifera, Eurotatoria, Philodinida, Philodinidae.
AUGAGUACAGAAGGAAAAGGAGAAAUAACAACUACUAUUCCAUUACAUCGUCAAGAAUUAUUAAAAUGGGAAGGUUGGGGUUAUCGUGAUUCUCGAUUUUUUCUUAAUCCAAAUGGUUUAAUUGAAUUUUCUGGUUCACGUUAUUUAUUAAGUGGUCAUGUUCUUCCACGUUUAAAAGAUUGGAUGUUAAAUAAAUUAAAUGCAAGUACUGAUAAUUAUUCACCAAGUGUUGCAGAACCAAAUCCUGAUUAUAUACCUGAACCAAUUCUUAAUAAUUCAUUUAUUACUGAUUUUCAAUCAACUCUUGGUACAACUGUUCCGUAUUCAUCUGAUAUGAAUGAUCGUCUUUUUCAUGGUCAUGGACAUACACUUGAAGAAAUAUGGAAAUUACGACAUGGUGGAAAAUUUGAUCGUUUACCUGAUUGGGUUGUUUGGCCACGUCAUCAUAGUGAUGUAGAAAAAAUAGUUAGUUUAGCUGUUAAACAUAAUAUUUGUUUAAUACCAUUUGGUGGUGGUACAUCAGUUACAUGGGCUCUAAUUUGUCCAGUUGAUGAAAAACGUAUGAUUGUUAGUGUUGAUACAUCACAAAUGAAUAAAAUUCUAUAUUUGGAUGAAAAAAAUUUAACAGCACGUAUUCAAUCAGGUAUUAUUGGACAAGAUCUUGAACGUGAAUUAGCAAAAAAGGGAUAUUGUACUGGACAUGAACCAGAUAGUAUGGAAUUUAGUUCAUUAGGUGGUUGGGUAGCAACACGAGCAUCAGGAAUGAAAAAAAAUAUAUAUGGAAAUAUUGAAGAUUUAGUUGUUCAUAUAACAAUGGUAACAGUUAAAGGAACAAUUGAAAAAAGUUGUUUAGGUCCACGACAAUCAACUGGUCCUGAUAUUCAUCAUUUUAUAAUGGGUUCAGAAGGUAUAUUAGGUAUUGUUACAGAAGUAACAAUGAAAAUUCGACCAUUACCAGCAUGUAAAAAAUAUGGUUCAAUUGUUUUUCCCGAUUUUGAAUCUGGUGUUGCAUGUUUACGUGAAAUAGCACGUUUAAGAAGUGCACCAGCAUCAAUACGUUUACUUGAUAAUGAACAAUUUCUAUUUGGACAAGCAUUAGCUACAGAUAAUAAAGGAAUGUUACAUUCAUUAGUUGAUAAUAUUAAAAAAUUAUAUAUAACAAAAAUUAAAGGUUUUGAUAUUAAUCGUAUGUGUGCAGCAACAUUACUUUUUGAAGGUACAACAAAUGAAGUUAAUCAACGAGAAAAAUUUGUUUAUGAUAUUGCACAAAAAUAUAAUGGCAUACCAGCUGGUGAAGAAAAUGGUUUAAAAGGAUAUACAUUAACUUUCAUGAUAGCUUAUUUACGAGAUAUUGGACUUGAUUAUCGAAUUGUUGCCGAAUCAUUUGAAACAUCUGUACCAUGGGAUCGUGUUAUCGAUUUAUGUCGUAAUGUUAAAAAACGUAUUAUAACUGAAUGUGAAAAACAAGGUGUUAAAUAUCCACCUUUUUCUUCUUGUCGUGUAACACAAACAUAUGAUGCUGGUGCUUGUGUUUAUUUUUAUUUUGUUAUGAAUUAUAAUAAUUUACGUCAUGGUAGUGAUCCAGUACAUGUCUAUGAACUUGUUGAACAAGCAGCACGUGAUGAAGUAUUAGCUAAUGGCGGAAGUUUAUCACAUCAUCAUGGUAUUGGAAAAAUUCGUACUAAAUGGAUAAAACAAGCUGUUAGUGAUCUUGGUGUUGGUACAAUGAUGUCAAUAAAACAAUAUCUUGAUCCAAAUAAUAUAUUUGGUUCAAAAAAUUUAAUACCUGAAUCAACAGAAUCUACUGAGCAACUUAAAGCAAAACUUUGA